AUGGGUAUAUCCAGACAGACAAAAAGGAGCUGGUCGUCUCAAUCUCAAGUCUCGCCUCCUGCCGUCGAAUCCUUUGGCCGCCCGCGAGGAGAUCGAAAAGGCCUUCCCGCCGACCGACCCGAUGAGCGCAUUCGGCGUCGUCAUUCACGCCUACGACACAAUUGCCCAUCGAACCCUUCUGCAGGCGCCGAAAGAGAAGGCCGAGCUCGUCUUCAUGCCCAUAAUGUGGUCUACUUCAUCGCCCAAAGUUGGUUGCUCCGAGAUUGUAGCCGAGCCCUCCUACUCCUCACGGGUCUCAUGGUCCAAAUGACCGUCCGAGACACCAACGCGUCGACUCCAAACCCCGGGGGCGAGGUGGCAUCUGAGGCAGGGGAUAGUCCUGUGACAGAUGGAAAGAUCCUUUCUUCCCCACCAGAGUUAAGACAGAAGGAGAAUCUAGAACAACAGAGUAAGGACCUACAAAGCUUGGAUCCAUUCGUAAAGGCUUAA
Exophiala oligosperma is the source of this 489-nucleotide messenger RNA. RefSeq lists its product as uncharacterized. Bases 1 to 489 code for a protein of 162 amino acids. NCBI's taxonomy places the organism in Eukaryota, Fungi, Ascomycota, Eurotiomycetes, Chaetothyriales, Herpotrichiellaceae. The record is from RefSeq and is a predicted model, not a curated record. The transcript has 2 exons.